This is a messenger RNA of Quercus robur (English oak), 1017 nucleotides long. RefSeq lists its product as uncharacterized. Bases 1 to 1017 code for a protein of 338 amino acids. The record is from RefSeq and is a predicted model, not a curated record. The transcript has a single exon. NCBI's taxonomy places the organism in Eukaryota, Viridiplantae, Streptophyta, Magnoliopsida, Fagales, Fagaceae.
AUGGCGAUGAGAUGGUUUGACAGCCUCAAGCUAAACUCCAUCAAUUCUUUUAAGCAACUAACACAGUAUUUCGGUGCUCACUUCAUAACGAGUAGCAAGGUUCCUCAGCCUUUAGAUUCCCUCAUGUCCUUGUCCAUGCGAGAAGGAGAGACCCUGAAGGCUUACUUGGACAGGUAUUGGGAGAUGUAUAACGAGAUAGAGGGAAAUUACGAUGACGUUGCCAUCAGCACAUUCAAGAGAGGCAUGUCGAUAGAGCACGGUUUAAGAAAGUCCUUGACAGGGAAACUAGUCACCAGCGUGCGCCAACUCAUGGACCGAAUCAACAAGUACAAGAGGGUCGAAGAGGACCAACAGACGGGAAAGGGCAAGGCGAAGGUUGUCCCUCAAGAGAUGAGGGACUUCAAGUCGGACCGAUUUAACAACAGUAAUCGGCUGAGAAGGAAUUACUCGGAACAAUUUGGAUCUACCGAGGCACAGGCAGUCCAUGCUGUGUUUCGAGAACCAUUACAUAAGAUCUUAGAGAAGGUCAAGGACGAAUCAUUCUUUCAAUGGCCAAGUAGGAUGGCAGGCGACCCUGCAAAGCGCAACCAGAACCUAUAUUGCGAAUAUCACCAAGAACCGGGCCACACCACCAAUGACUGUAGAAAUCUGAAAAACCACUUAGACCGGCUGGUCCGAGAGGGAAAGCUGAGACACCUCUUGCAUCAUUCUAUUGGACGGCAAGAGCAAACAAGCAUCGAGGCAAGGCAAAGCACAUUGAGACCGCCCAUUGGCACGAUAAAUGUCAUUCUUGCCGGUCCAAGAAAAACCAACUCCCAUCCUUUCAGAGUGAUAUCGGUGGCCCGACUCCCUAUGGAAGCUGACGACCGGGAGUCUAAGAGGGCCAAAGGGAUGGCCUCGCCCAUACUCGGAUUCUCGGAUGAGGACAAAGUUGGAACGAUCCAACCCUACGACGAUGCUCUAAUCGUCACACUCAGGAUUGGGGGAUAUGACGUGAAGAGGGUGCUAGUCGACUAG